UCUAGCUCGCCGAGCUCCAGCCGAAGGAGAAGGGGGGUAAGUAAGGAGGUCUCUAUACCAUGGCUCGUACAAAGCAGACCGCCCGCAAAUCGACUGGUGGUAAAGCACCGAGGAAGCAACUGGCUACAAAAGCCGCUCGCAAGAGUGCGCCCUCUACUGGAGGGGUGAAGAAACCUCAUCGUUACAGGCCUGGUACCGUGGCACUCCGUGAAAUUAGACGUUAUCAGAAGUCCACUGAACUUCUGAUUCGCAAGCUUCCCUUCCAGCGUCUGGUGCGGGAAAUUGCUCAGGACUUCAAAACAGAUCUGCGCUUCCAGAGUGCAGCUAUUGGUGCUUUGCAGGAGGCAAGUGAGGCCUAUCUGGUUGGCCUUUUUGAAGACACCAACCUGUGUGCUAUCCAUGCCAAACGUGUAACAAUUAUGCCAAAAGACAUCCAGCUAGCACGCCGCAUACGUGGAGAACGUGCUUAAGAAUCCACU
Messenger RNA from Sus scrofa (pig), 479 nucleotides. RefSeq names its product H3.3 histone A (gene H3-3A). Gene Ontology annotation, cellular component: nucleosome. Lineage: Eukaryota; Metazoa; Chordata; Mammalia; Artiodactyla; Suidae. Gene Ontology annotation, molecular function: structural constituent of chromatin; DNA binding; protein heterodimerization activity. The record is from RefSeq and is marked provisional.